Messenger RNA from Tuber melanosporum (Perigord truffle), 548 nucleotides. RefSeq lists its product as uncharacterized. Bases 1 to 333 code for a protein of 110 amino acids. The record is from RefSeq and is a predicted model, not a curated record. NCBI's taxonomy places the organism in Eukaryota, Fungi, Ascomycota, Pezizomycetes, Pezizales, Tuberaceae. The transcript is spliced from 2 exons.
AUGGCAAUAUUUUGCCUCUGGCGUUCUGGGGGGACCAGCACCUUUAAGUGCGAUGAUGUUCGUUGUGGGGGUUGGGGGUGCACGAAAUGUCACAACCCAACCCGGACUGAUCCGAAAACGUCUAACCAGAAGCUUAUUUCAACCAGCGGCGCCCGAGAUCUCGGCCAACGUUGGGCUAUCGGCAAUACCAGUAGGCCAUCUCCGAAAGCUAGUAUCAUAGGCAUCCACGAACACAGACAGUUCCUUGGGCAAGAGUCACGUGCUGCCGCAGUGAGGUGUGAUAUCAAUGCAGAAAUUUCAGAAAACCAAGACACACACCCCUCGCGAUAUUAAGAUAGCGAUAAUUUUGAAUCCUAUGCAUGACACCGGUCGGAUAAAUGACUUGUACCGUACUAGUACUCGUACUGUACCUGUAUUGCGCUCGCAGGAUUUGUGUGCGGCAAGUAGCCGGUCGCGGGAAAUUGGAUCAGGACAUCAAACGCAUCUUCGUUUCCAAAGGGUGGGACUGUUUGUGGCGAUCACCCGGUGCUCUCCCUUGUUUGUUCUCU